GACGGGAGGAAGAGAGGCAGGAAGCGGCGCGAGACGCUGGCCCAGCCGGUGCCCCCUCCGUUGUCAGUAACCACAGCGGACCCCAGAUCUCCGGAGCCAGAGCCGACAGACGAGAGGAGGUGGUCACGGCCGUCGAUGUGCCUGGGAGCUCCCAGUCUCUCCGGACCGCCAUGGGCUUCGCCGGGGAUGUAGGGAGCUAGGCUCCGAGGCUGGGCCCUGGCGGCAGGGAGAGAGCGGGGCGCGGCGCCCCGAGGAUGGAGAGAGCGAUGGAGCAGCUCAACCGCCUGACCCGCUCGCUGCGCCGCGCCCGCACCGUGGAGCUGCCCGAAGAUAAUGAAACUGCUGUCUAUACAUUAAUGCCAAUGGUUAUGGCUGACCAGCAUAGAUCUGUUUCGGAAUUAUUAUCCAAUUCAAAGUUUGAUGUCAAUUAUGCAUUUGGACGAGUGAAGAGAAGCUUGCUUCACAUUGCUGCAAAUUGUGGAUCAGUCGAAUGCUUGGUUCUGCUGUUAAAAAAAGGAGCAAAUCCUAACUAUCAAGAUAUUUCAGGAUGUACACCCCUUCAUCUGGCAGCUAGAAAUGGGCAGAAGAAAUGCAUGAGUAAAUUAUUAGAAUACAGUGCAGAUGUCAACAUUUGUAAUAAUGAAGGACUGACUGCAAUUCAUUGGUUGGCUGUAAAUGGAAGAACAGAGCUGCUUCAUGAUCUUGUGCAGCAUGUCAGUAACGUGGAUGUUGAAGAUGCAAUGGGACAGACAGCAUUGCAUGUUGCAUGCCAGAAUGGUCAUAAGACAGCUUGUUAAGGAACAAUAAGGUUAUUCCACUACAUUCAGUCAGCUAUAUUGGUAUCCAUAACCAUCCUCCAAACUUUUCAUCCAGAGACUUACAGGGCAGUCAUGUACACUUAUUUGAAUGCUUUUCCCAAAGCAUUGCUUGGAUUCAGCUUUAAGGCGUAAAGACAGUGCAAUGCUUGCUAGACAGUGGUGCUGAUAUUAAUAGGCCAAAUGUGUCUGGAGCUACCCCACUAUAUUUUGCUUGCAGUCAUGGCCAGAGAGACACAGCACAGAUUCUUCUUUUACGCGGAGCAAAAUAUCUGCCAGAUAAAAAUGGAGUAACCCCUCUGGAUUUGUGUGUACAGGGUGGCUAUGGAGAGACUUGUGAAGUAUUAAUUCAGUAUCACCCUAGGCUUUUCCAGACAAUUAUUCAAAUGACCCAGAAUGAAGACCUUCGAGAAAAUAUGUUGCGACAAGUUUUGGAGCAUUUAUCUCAGCAGAGUGAAAGCCAGUACCUAAAGAUUCUGACAAGUCUUGCUGAAGUUGCUACAACAAAUGGUCAUAAACUGCUUAGCCUGUCUAGCAAUUAUGAAGCACAAAUGAAGAGUCUCUUAAGGAUUGUGAGGAUGUUUUGUCAUGUCUUUCGAAUUGGCCCAUCCUCUCCCAAUAAUGGAAUUGAUAUGGGCUACAAUGGGAAUAAAACUCCAAGAAGUCAGGUGUUCAAGCCUUUGGAGUUACUCUGGCACUCAUUAGAUGAAUGGCUAGUGUUAAUAGCCACAGAGUUGAUGAAAAACAAAAAGGACUCGACCAACAUCACAUCUAUUUUAUUGAAGCAAAAGGGGCCAGAUCAGCAAGAUGCUACUUCCAUCCCUUCAUUUGCCAGUCCAGGAACUGGGAGCAGAGAAAAUCUAUCUAUUGACACAGGGGAAUCUAAACCAGAUGAUAUUGCAGGGAAGCAGGAAGCUAGUGCGGAUUGUCAGGAUGUUAUCUCCAUGACAGCAAACCGGCUAAGUGCUGUCAUUCAGGCUUUUUAUAUGUGCUGCUCUUGUCAGAUGCCUCCAGGAAUGACUUCACCCCGUUUCAUAGAGUUUGUAUGCAAACAUGAUGAAGUUCUUAAAUGCUUUGUUAAUCGAAACCCCAAAAUAAUUUUUGACCAUUUUCACUUCCUCCUCGAGUGUCCUGAACUGAUGUCAAGGUUCAUGCAUAUCAUAAAAGCACAGCCUUUUAAAGAUCGUUGUGAGUGGUUCUACGAACAUUUGCAUUCAGGGCAAUCAGAUUCAGACAUGGUACACAGGCCAGUGAAUGAAAAUGAUAUCCUGCUGGUUCAUAGAGAUUCUAUUUUUAGGAGUAGCUGUGAAGUUGUGUCUAAAGCAAAUUGUGCAAAGCUAAAACAGGGGAUUGCUGUGCGUUUCCAUGGAGAAGAAGGCAUGGGUCAAGGGGUUGUACGUGAGUGGUUUGAUAUUUUAUCUAAUGAGAUAAUUAACCCAGAUUAUGCUCUGUUCACUCAAUCAGCUGAUGGAACAACUUUUCAGCCUAAUAGCAACUCAUACGUCAAUCCUGAUCACUUGAACUAUUUCCGGUUUGCUGGACAGAUCUUGGGUUUAGCUUUGAACCACAGGCAGCUGGUCAACAUUUACUUUACGAGAUCAUUCUACAAGCACAUUCUUGGUAUUCCUGUAAAUUACCAGGAUGUGGCAUCUAUUGAUCCAGAAUAUGCAAAAAAUUUGCAGUGGAUACUGGAUAAUGAUAUUAGUGAUCUGGGUCUAGAAUUAACCUUUUCUGUUGAGACAGAUGUAUUUGGAGCAAUGGAAGAAGUGCCUUUGAAACCUGGGGGUGCAAGCAUUCUUGUGACACAAGACAACAGAGCAGAAUAUGUCCAGCUUGUUACUGAGCUCCGAAUGACAAGAGCCAUUCAGCCUCAGAUCAAUGCUUUCUUACAGGGCUUCCACAUGUUCAUUCCACCUUCCCUUAUACAACUUUUUGAUGAAUAUGAACUGGAGUUACUGCUUUCUGGUAUGCCAGAAAUUGAUGUGAGUGAUUGGAUAAAAAAUACAGAAUAUACAAGCGGCUAUGAAAGAGAUGAUCCAGUUGUUCAGUGGUUCUGGGAAGUUGUGGAAAGCAUAACUCAAGAAGAAAGAGUGCUUCUGUUGCAGUUUGUUACUGGCAGUUCCAGGGUCCCACAUGGUGGCUUUGCUAAUAUAAUGGGUGGAAGUGGAUUGCAAAAUUUUACAAUAGCUGCUGUGCCCUACACGCCAAAUCUGCUACCGACAUCAAGUACAUGCAUCAACAUGCUCAAGUUACCUGAAUACCCAAGUAAGGAAAUCCUUAAGGACAGGCUGCUUGUGGCAUUACACUGUGGAAGCUAUGGUUACACGAUGGCAUAAUGAAGUCUAGAAAACUCAUCUGACUACUGAGGCGUGAUUCAGAGUGGCAGAAGUCAUUUAGGAAACCAUCAACAGAGAAGCAGCCUAAAUUCAGCCCAGGGGCAGGGCUGAUGUUUAAAAUUCCUAAAGGAUCCUUUUUUUCUCCCUCCUUUCUUUCAUUGUAUGUUUGUUGAAUUUUGUGAUACAAUUACAGAAGAUUUUAAAUUGCCAUAGAUUUCAUUUGUAAAUAUAUCUACAUGUAUACACACAUACAUGUAUAUAGUUUUGUAUUUGAAAUAGCUCCUUUCCUUAUUCAUGUUGCCUUAAUCUGCACCAAAUAUGUUAAGUCUCAGCUCUAUUGUACAUUCCACUUCUGCCAUUUAACUGUUAGGCUUCAGAGGAUGGUUUGUUUUGUUUUUGUUUGUUUGUUUUUUUUUUUUCCAUUUUUGCCCUCAACUUGAAUCAUAUAUAGACUCUCUCAGUCUUGUAUAUUUUGUUGCAUGCAAAGUGCCAUUUAUUUUUUUGAGAAAAAACAGUAUAUAAAAUUGGUUGAAUUUGAUUGUGUAUAAAGCCACAAAUAAGUAUUUUCUCACGUUGUAUCUAUAUUGCAAUGAUGUUUUUUAAAGCUUUUUAAUAUUUUAAUAUAUGAAGUUAAGACCAAUGUCAUUGAUAAAUAGGUGAUGAAAUGACAUCUAAUUUACAUAUUAAAGUUUACAUUAUAUUGGACUAAUUAUUUGUAUCUCAAUUGGUAAAUUUGCUUCUUGUAUAUAUCAUUUAUAUGCAUGCAUAUAUAUAUGUGUGUGUGUGUAUAUAUAUAUAUAUGCUCUCAAAUUUCUUAUACCUAGAUUUAGUUUUCAAUUGUAUUUGAGGUAAAAUUUAAAUGUUAUAUUUUAUCAUAAUUCUUUUAACCAGUCAGUUUUGUUUUUACUCGUGAGUUCUGAGGACAUGCCUAUAGAAUGAAUUAGCCUGGCAUAUAUCAUUUUAAAUGUGUUUUUAUUUUUGCAUAAAGUAUCUUUUUAAAUCAA
Molecule: messenger RNA, 4155 nt
Organism: Trichosurus vulpecula (common brushtail)
Lineage: Eukaryota; Metazoa; Chordata; Mammalia; Diprotodontia; Phalangeridae
Gene: HACE1
Product: HECT domain and ankyrin repeat containing E3 ubiquitin protein ligase 1
Exons: 25
Coding region: 1202-3151 (649 amino acids)
Biological process (GO): positive regulation of protein catabolic process; protein polyubiquitination; proteasome-mediated ubiquitin-dependent protein catabolic process
Cellular component (GO): nucleus
Molecular function (GO): protein binding; ubiquitin-protein transferase activity
Source: RefSeq, a predicted model, not a curated record